Solanum stenotomum is the source of this 459-nucleotide messenger RNA. RefSeq lists its product as uncharacterized. Lineage: Eukaryota; Viridiplantae; Streptophyta; Magnoliopsida; Solanales; Solanaceae. Bases 1 to 459 code for a protein of 152 amino acids. The transcript has 2 exons. The record is from RefSeq and is a predicted model, not a curated record.
AUGGGUUUUGGUGUUUCUGCUGCUAUUUUGCUAAACUCUGGGGUUUUCAAGGCAAUGGGUCGAGGUAGAGGAAAGGGUAAGAAGUUGACUGUACUUGACCCUGAUGAUCCAGGAAGUGAUGAGGAAGAAAAGAUCCCCACACAGAAGAGGAGAGGAAGGCCACAAAAAUCACUCAAAGAUGACAUUGAUGAAGAAGCAGUUGAGAUGAUUGAAGAAGAAGAUUCUGAGAGUGAAAAACUUGGAAUUCAAAACUUGGAGAUAAAAGGUUCUGCAACAGAAAAUGGGAAGAAGAGGAGACGGAAUACUCGGGUGAAAGAAAAGCAUGAUUCAGUAAAAGAGGAAAAUGGUAAUGGAACAAGAUCAAGCACUGAUGAAUCUGCUAGGUCCAAUAAUGUUUUCCGUCAUAGGCGGAAAAACAAGCCUUGCCGUGCUGCAGAAGCUGGUGUUAAGUGCAACUGA